CACCUAACAGCGCAGAAAAAGAAAUAAUAACUCGCGUCAUCGUCCUUGAUUUUCCUUCCUAACCUCCCAGUCAAAUACAUCUGUUAUUUAACCUCCCUUUGGAACCCAGGAUUCAUUAAACACACCAGAAGCUCGUGUGAUCAAAGCCCAACCCCAUGGGUAAGGUUAAGAGAAUCUGCCACCUCGUGUUAAGGUUCUUGGCUUUUGGAGCCACUCUUUCAUCGGUCAUUGUCAUGGCUACUAGCCGCGAGAGAGCUGGCUUUUUCCCUUUCUAUCUUGAUGCCAAGUACACCAACACACCUGCCUUCAAGUACUUUGUGAUUGCAUACUCUGUAGUGACUGUGUAUGGAUUCUUCGUCAUGUUUCUUCCCCCAAAAAGUCUGCUCUGGCGGUUCGUCGUUGCUUUGGAUUUGGUGUUUACGAUGCUGCUGAUAUCAAGUGAAUCGGCAGCAGUGGCAAUAGCGUAUGUGGGGAAGAAAGGGAACGGAUAUGCAGGGUGGUUACCGAUAUGCGGUCAAGUUCAAAGUUACUGUGAUCAUGUCGCCGGAGCUUUGGUGGCCGGGAUUGCCGCUGUCAUUAUAUAUUUGGUUCUCCUUUUUUACUCCAUUCACACCGUUCUCGACCCUCUUCUUUUGACCAAACACGGAGGUUGUCCUCGUUCUUGAUCAACUAGGUUUAUUAGAUGCAAGAGCUGUUCAAGUUAUUUCAUUUGUGUUUCUGCGUCCUUUCUUGUAGUCUUGUCUCUUCUUUGACUUCAACCCCUUUCUUGGAUUUGAGGGCAGCCUCGUAUUCAUGUUUUCCCACUUAGGACAGUCCUCUCGAGUAUAAUUGACUGGAAUUAAUUAGACACGCAUGCGCGCACAUACGUAUGUGUUUGCUUGUUUUUA
Messenger RNA from Prosopis cineraria, 887 nucleotides. Its product is annotated as CASP-like protein 1C1. The record is from RefSeq and is a predicted model, not a curated record. The coding region runs from base 156 to 665 and encodes 169 amino acids. The transcript has 3 exons. Lineage: Eukaryota; Viridiplantae; Streptophyta; Magnoliopsida; Fabales; Fabaceae.